This is a messenger RNA of Phytophthora sojae, 384 nucleotides long. RefSeq lists its product as hypothetical. The coding region runs from base 1 to 384 and encodes 127 amino acids. Lineage: Eukaryota; Oomycota; Peronosporomycetes; Peronosporales; Peronosporaceae. The transcript has a single exon. The record is from RefSeq and is a predicted model, not a curated record.
AUGGCGCAGCUCAAGGUCGUGGCGCUUGUCGUGCGCUGGGGGCUCGCCAGCGCCAACGCGCGCGACGAUGUGUCGUCCGCCAUUUCGGACCUGCUGACCGCCGACCUGUCGAUGGCUCGGGCCUGCGAGUUGAGCCACGUCGGCUCCGUCGCGUUGCUGGAUCUGGUCUGGAUGAGGAGCCUCCGAGACGCGGAAACCAGUCGCUGGACGGUGGCCAAACUGCUCCAGAGCGAGCGCCACUACUACCGAUGGGAGUUCAGUCAGGCGCUGCAGCAGGCGGUCCGUCGGGAUGAUUUUGUGAUGACGCGGUGGAUGCUGCAGCACUUUUCCGGCUGUCUGGUCAUGAAAGAUGUGGUGGAGGAAGCUGCGCGGAGAGGGGGCUAG